UGCUGACGGACGGACUCAGGGACUCGUCGCCCGCCUGCAAGUCCUUUUCGGUGUGUGCGUGUGUGUCGCUGCAGGAAAAAAAGAUGGAGCUCUCUGCGGUGGGGGACCGCGUAUUCGCCGCGGAAUCCAUCAUCAAACGACGCGUUCGUAAGGGUCGCAUUGAGUAUCUUGUUAAAUGGAAAGGAUGGGCCAUAAAAUACAGCACAUGGGAACCAGAGGAGAACAUCUUGGAUGGUCGACUGAUAGCAGCAUUUGAGCAGAAAGAACGAGAGAGGGAGCUUUAUGGGCCGAAGAAGAGAGGGCCCAAACCCAAAACCUUCCUUCUCAAGGCUCGUGCCCAGGCGGCAGAGACAACGUCGCGAGUCCCAGACCUCCGCCACUAUCAUCCUCCCCCUUCCUCCUCCUCCAAAGCAUCCUCUUCCUCCACUCCUUCUGCAUCUUCCUCACACUCCCCCUACCCUUCCUCUUCCUCCUCUUCAGCUCCUACAGCCAAACUCCAGUCUGGAGCUGCUCACCACAAACUUAAGAAAGACAUCCGCCGUUGCCACCGCAUGUCCCGGCGCCCACUGCCCCGGCCCGACCCCCUGGCCCCGCCUCCCAGCUCCUCCUCCAACCCCUCCUUUUCUUCCCGCCCCCCCGCCUCCCCCUUCUCAGAAACGGUGCGCAUCCUGAACCGCAAGGUCAAGCCUCGAGAGGCCAAGAGAGGCCGCAUCAUACUGAACCUGAAGGUCAUCGACAAAGCAGGGAGCGGCAACAACAGCGCGGCCAAUAGGAGGACGCCUCUACCCAACCACCAACUGCCCCCUCACCACCCCCACCCGGGGCGCCCCAAAGUUCCCUCCCGAAACCGAAUAAUUGGAAAGAGCAAGAGGUUCAGUGAAGUGCCUUACAGAGGUCUCCAGCCGCCUCUGAAAUUGCCAGGGUUCCCAAUGUAUGGGAAACCCUUUGGGGUCCAGCAGACGGGGCCUGGAGCUGGCCAGGCUCAAACUGGGACAGGGUUCUCCAGCGCUGGGAGCAAUGCAACCAGUUCGGGGAAAGGAAACGUUAGCCCUGCUUCUACCUCCGUCAGUUCGGCAGUUGUAAGCCCAGGUGGGACAAAAGCACAGCCCCAAAGCAUGCCUCGAUACCAGACGCCCCCUUCGCCCUCCAGCUCUACCGGUUCAGACAGUAGCCCUCCUUCCCCUCCCCAGAUCCAGCCCAAACCCUCCCAGGCCCAGGCCACUCCAGCCUCUGCAGCCUCACCCCCACCUCCCAAACUGAGCCCUGAACCCCUGGAGCUCAAGCAGAACCCUGCGGGCAACGCUGCCUCCUUCCUGCCGUCCUCCCCGUCCGUCUUCCUCUCUUCCUCCUCCCCUUCCUCUUCCUCCACCUCAGAAGAGGAAGAGGAGAUCCUGGAUCUGUCCGUGCCCCACGACGGGAAGCGAAACGCCAGGCGCCGCCAUCAGCACCGGCGCCGCCAAAACAAGCCCCCCUCUGCCUCCGCCAAAACCGCCUCCCUGUCCCAGCACCCAGGGAGCAGCCCCCCUCUGCUCUCCCCGGAGCACCCCAGGGACCUCACCGAGGGGGACCCGGACUGGCACCCCGAAAUGGCGCCCUGCUGUGCCAACGUGGUGGUGACUGACGUUACCACCAACCUCCUCACCGUCACCAUCAAGGAGUUCUGCCGGCCCCCGGAGUUUGACAAGUCUGGGGCCUCCUCCCCAUCCUCCUCCUCCUCGAACGCCCCCCCAGCUGCCACCCCCUCUUCACCCACCUCGCUGGCCCCCCAGCCCAAACAGUGAACUGGGAGGACACCC
Messenger RNA from Megalops cyprinoides (Indo-Pacific tarpon), 1796 nucleotides. Its product is annotated as chromobox protein homolog 6-like. The coding region runs from base 84 to 1781 and encodes 565 amino acids. The transcript has 5 exons. Lineage: Eukaryota; Metazoa; Chordata; Actinopteri; Elopiformes; Megalopidae. The record is from RefSeq and is a predicted model, not a curated record.